AUGGCUAUUGGUGAAAUCCCUGUAAGAGGUUUCCUCUUUGAUGGCAUAUACAUCACCAAGAUGAUAGAAGACCCGAGAAUAUUCUAUAUGUGGUCAGUAGUUUUUGACACAUUCAAACAGUUUUCUGGUUUUCCUCUCACAUUAGGCGCCACUGCAGUGCCACAAGGCCAAGCAACUGGGAGUGUGACAGGCACCACUGGCCCAGCUGUUGGCACAACUGUUGCACCUGGCAGUUCCAACACAGAAACCACAACUUCCACAGGAGGAAGUAAGGCUACACAGGGAAGAUUGCCAGGAGGCACCUCUGUCACACCUGGGAGUCCAGGGACUGGAAGUGGAACAGAGGCUACAACAUCAACAGAAGGCAGUGGCACAUCGAGAACUGGAUUCAGAACUGAGGCCACUACUUCCACGGAAGGAAGUGGGACUACCCAAGCAGGACUUGUAGGAGGUACCACAACACUUUCACCUGGAGCCAGCAGCAGUUCACAGACAACCAAACCAGGCACCUCUGUCACACCAGGGAGUCCAGGGAUUGGAAGUGAAACAGAGGCCACAACAUCAACAAAAGGCAGUGGCACAUCUGGAACUGGAUUCAGAACUGAGGCCACUACUUCCACUGAAGGAAGUGGGACUACCCAAGCAGGACUUGUAGGAGGUACCACAACACUUUCACCUGGAGCCAGUAGCAGUUCACGGACAACCAAGCCAGGCACCUCUGUCACACCUGGGAGUCCAGGGACUGGAAGUGAAACAGGUGCUACACAGGAAUUCCCCAGGACAACCAUUUUACCUGAGAGUUCCCACACAGAGGCCACAACGGUAACAGAAAGCAGUGGCACUUCUGGAACUGGAUUCAGAGGUGCUGGCACUCCUGGAACAGGAUCCAGACCCGGCGCCACUGCAGUGCCACAAGGCCAAGCAACUGGGAGUGUGACAGGCACCACUGGCCCAGCUGUUGGCACAACUGUUGCACCUGGCAGUUCCAACACAGAAACCACAACUUCCACAGGAGGUAGUAAGGCUACGCAUGGAAGAUUGCCAGGAGGCACCUCUGUCACACCUGGGAGUCCAGGGACUGGAAGUGGAACAGGUGAGGGUGACAUAAGACCUCCUUUCUUUUUCACUAGGAUCUUGGAAAAGGGAACUCCAGUAGCAACAAUGAUCCAUAGAGGCUACAAUGUCAACAGAAGGCAGUGGCACAUCUGGAACUGGAUUGAGAACAG
Messenger RNA from Myotis lucifugus (little brown bat), 1226 nucleotides. Its product is annotated as mucin-19-like. The annotation marks the transcript as partial. The record is from RefSeq and is a predicted model, not a curated record. NCBI's taxonomy places the organism in Eukaryota, Metazoa, Chordata, Mammalia, Chiroptera, Vespertilionidae. The transcript has 21 exons.